GUGGGAGAAGUGGAAGUCCCAGCAGCCAGUGGAGAUUUCUUCUGGGCUGGAAGAGGGAAUCCAUAUUUUCAUGAAGAAAUAUACCAUUCUAAAGAAGACUCUUCAGAAAUUCAAAGACACUCUGUCAUCUGAACUGGAAAGAGAAUGGGCAAAUGUGACUCUGGAUCCAGACACGGCUCAUGAGCUGCUCACCCUUUCUGAGGAUGGGAAAACCGUUAGCUGGGGUGGCUGGCACGUUCUGCCCCACAAUUCCAAGCGAUUUAAUUUGGCUCCCUGUGUGCUGGGCUGUGAAGGAUUCAUCUCGGGGAGACAUUACUGGGAGGUGGGGGAUGGGGGCGACUGGUGGGCUGUGGGGGUGGCCAGAGAGUCUGUAAGAAGAGAAGAAUGGAUCAGAUGUGACCCUGAGGAGGGGAUCUGGGCUCUGUCCCUUCACACGAAUCAGGACUUCGCUUUCACCUGCCCUCUGACCCUGAGCUGGAGCCCCAAGAGGAUCCGGGUUUCUCUGGAUUAUGAAGGGGGCCAGGUGGCAUUUUUUGAUGCCAAUAGCUGGGCCUCAAUCUUCACUUUCCCGCCAGCCUCUUUUGCUGGGGAGAGAAUCUUCCCGUUCUUCUGGGUCCAUGGCGACGAUUCCCAGCUCAGACUGUACCCAUGA
Terrapene triunguis (Three-toed box turtle) is the source of this 652-nucleotide messenger RNA. Its product is annotated as E3 ubiquitin-protein ligase TRIM7-like. The annotation marks the transcript as partial. The record is from RefSeq and is a predicted model, not a curated record. Gene Ontology annotation, molecular function: protein binding. The transcript has 3 exons. NCBI's taxonomy places the organism in Eukaryota, Metazoa, Chordata, Testudines, Emydidae.